AUGCAUGCAGGAGUGGGAGCUGCGACAGGCCAGCAACAAGCCGCAGGAGGAACAUUUGCGGCCUCCCCAACAAGUGCAGCACCACUUGCCAGCACUUCGCGAUCUAAUGCGGUCAAAGACCCCAACGCCAUGCACACAACGCUCUCAAUUUGUGCAUCUGAGUCAACUGCAACUGGUGCAGCCGCUGUAGCACGAACGGCUGCACCAGGAGCAUUGGGAAUAAACGCAGCAACAGGAAGCACAGUCUUGGGCGCACAGAAAGAAUUACCAAGCGCUGUUGGUGCCACUUCAUCCAGUAGUAGCAGCAGCACAGGACGCUGGAGAGGAAGAGGCCGAGGUGGAGGGCCGCCUAGGCGAAAGCGGCUGCAACAAGAGGAGCAAUCAGUAGGACCGGAGGUGCAGCAACCAGCCGCUACCUCCACAGCAACAGCAAAGGUGCCACCAGCCACAGAAGCAGCACCCGUAUCAAAGCUUGUGCUAAAUAAGGAGCGCACGGCGGAUGAAGGGUCAGCAGCAGCGCAACAGCGUCAGCAACACCAGCAGCAGCAGCAACCACAGCAACAAAAACAGCAACAACAGCAGCAUCCACGGAAAGAGCCCCGGUUAAGGAAUACUGAAGAAAAGAACAUCCAGUCAGCUACGAACGCAAACGCGCAUUCCUCUACGCUACCUCAUGGUAGCCAAGCUACUGACACAGCGGCAAAAGGAGCACCAGAGGGCGCAAGAACGGUGGGAGAAGCAACCACAUCACCGGUGAGAGCCUCAAAACCAGCGUUUGAAGAAGCUGCAAGGUGGCACUUGGCUGCAAGUCAAAGAUGCACAGCAACAGCCGCAGCAGCUGCAGCGACAACAGCAGCCGGAGCCACAACCAUCGCUGCCGCAGCCGCCGUAGCAGCAGCAGCAGCAGCAGCCGCUGCAGCAGUUGCAGGCGGGUCUAACAGCUCUGCGUUCGGUGGAGAUGCCCUGGGGCUUUGUAAGGCGCUCGAAACAGCGCAUGCAAUGCGGUCGAUACGCGAUUGGAUUGCGACGCUCCGUGAUGCUGCUGCAGCAAAUACGUCUCGCACACUUACCGCACGGGCCGCUGUCGGUGUUGUUGCUGGUGCUGCAGUAGCAGAGGAACCAACCAGGAACGCAUAA
Messenger RNA from Cyclospora cayetanensis, 1137 nucleotides. RefSeq names its product ecdysone-induced protein 74EF. The record is from RefSeq and is a predicted model, not a curated record. NCBI's taxonomy places the organism in Eukaryota, Apicomplexa, Conoidasida, Eucoccidiorida, Eimeriidae. The coding region runs from base 1 to 1137 and encodes 378 amino acids. The transcript has 5 exons.